AUGUAACCGAAAUUGCGCUUCCUUCACUUGUCAAAUACGUUGAAAAACAAAUUCAGCAGGCAAACGAGCUUGUAGCAUUCGGGAAAAAGUAUCGUGGUGCUAAAUAGACAGAAAGUGUACGACACGCAAUUCCGCGAUAACAAGAUAGCGACGAUAACGUACUGUGUUUCAAAUUCCAAACGACUAUCACACGAAGACGAACACACAAGUUGCAGCUGCAGAUGUUCGGCAUGGAUUCCAAAAUUCCCAAACCUUCGUUCCUGAAGAAACCUACCGGGCCGUUAAGUUUGCCUGGUAAUGCUCGCCUGCCGUUAAGCAGAGAUUUGCUGAAUCUUCCAGCGGCAAAUUCCACUAUGUUUGCAAAAGUGCGCGUUGCCUCGCCAGAUCAUAAGAACGCUGGUGGAAUGGUAAACCGUACCAAACUACGCCGCAGCCGAUCGGCGGCAGAGUUAAACAGAACGGAUUUUCAUCGUCCCAAGUACAUCUCUAACCUGGCCCCAGUUUCCUCAAGAACAGUCACUAUUAACGCCAAUACAGUAGCGAUGAUGGCAAGCAGCGAUCUGGUGAAACCUCUAAACGAUACCAACGGUGCAAGAGCGCAUAUCCGAAGAAGUCGUUCCGCCUGCGAUAUUGCGAUGAAAUCGAACCUGUCUUCUGCUUCAUCUACAACUUCAUCAUCAGCUAGCGGGCUAUCAUCGCUGGCAGGGUACAAACGACAGCCACCAACAGUUGGCCUCAACAGCCGGAAUGUUGUACCGGCUAAGGUGCAAAAAAUGACAACUACAAUUCCACCGAGAAUUGCGACCACAGGAUCCACAACCUUGUUUACGAAGCCCUCAUCACAGAAGCCAACCAUUGCUACGUUUGCAUCAAAGAAGGCGGUUCCGCAAAUGAAAAGCACUCUAGGCGUUAAGACGACAGGCAACAGUGGUGGUGCGUUGAAUGCUAAAAAGACCAGCGUGGAUGCUCCGAAAGCGAACGGGUUAGGAACGAAGACGGUUGGAAAAACGAUGAACAAACGUAUACCACCGUAUGACUAUAAAGCACGGUUUGCCAACUUAACCGAAAAGCAUAAAGCAUUGGUUGAGAAGCAUGAUAAAUUGCUGAAGGAACAUGCCAGCCGUGAAGCUUUACAGGAGCUGUACGACGAUUGUACCAGAGAGCUUGCCGAUCUGAAAGAUCAGCAUACCCUGCUACAGGCGGAACUGCGGACGAUUCGCUUGGAUAAUAAAGAACUGAAGCAAAGCAAUCUAACGCUAUCCACUGCCCUUCAACAAACGGAAACGGAAUUGGACAAGUAUAAAGAAAAAUUUACCGUCGCUGAUUUGGAAAAUGUUAACCUCCGAAGGCAACUCAAAGAGCUCGAAGAGCGGUCAGCAUUUCUGGAGGAAGAAAAUCUUACGCUACAAGACGCAAACCAACGUAAUGCGGCAUUGCUGUUUAAUGCAAACAUCGAGCGAAAGGAGCUGCACAACAUGGUUAUGGAUCUGCGGGGCAAUAUUCGCGUAUUUUGUCGCGUGCGGCCUCCAUUGCCUUCGGAAGCAAACAGAAUCGAGUGUGGUUGGAAGUAUCUGGACGAGCAGUCGAUCGAACUUCAGGCCAUGGACGGUACCAACAAGCGGAUGGACUUCAGUUUCGAUCAUGUGUUCCAUCCCCGGACAACGCAACAGGACAUAUUCGACAACGUGUCGCCCCUGAUACAGUCCGCUUUGGAUGGAUACAACGUGUGCAUUUUUGCCUAUGGUCAAACGGGAAGUGGCAAAACAUUUACCAUGGAUGGUGUGCCGGAGAGCUUGGGCGUUAUUCCACGUACAGUCGAUUUGAUUUUCAAUGCAGUUAAUGAUUACAAACGCUUCGGAUGGGAAUAUGAGAUCCGUGUCACAUUCCUUGAGAUUUAUAACGAAAUAUUGUACGAUCUUCUUGACACCUCGGGCACGACGAAAGACCUAGAGAUACGGAUGGCUAAUGCGAAAAACAAAACGGAAGUUUACGUUUCCAACAUCAUCGAAGAGACGGUAGAUUCGACCGGACGAUUGCAUCAGCUGAUGAAUAUAGCAAAGAUGAACCGUGCUACGGCGGCAACCGCUGGCAAUGAGCGUUCCUCGCGGUCACAUGCAGUCACGAAAAUCACAUUGAUCGGUACGCAUCAGGAAAAGUGUGAAACGUGCGUUGGUUCUGUAAAUCUAGUAGAUUUGGCCGGUUCCGAAAGUCCCAAGACAAGUACGCGUAUGGACGAGACGAAAAAUAUCAACCGAUCGCUUAGCGAACUGAGCAACGUUAUAUUGGCCCUGGUGCAGAGGAACGAACACAUCCCGUACCGAAAUUCCAAGCUAACACACCUGCUGAUGCCAAGUUUGGGCGGUAAUUCGAAAACGCUGAUGUUUGUUAACGUGGCACCGUUUCAGGACUGUUUUAUGGAGACGGUCAAAUCGCUUCGGUUUGCCUCGCAGGUCAACUCAUGCAAGAUGCAAAAGGUGAAGAAAAAUAAGGCCCUGAACGGUUCGUCGAUCAUCUAAUGGCAAGUAAAUUUUUGGUAGCAAGACAAAUGAGCAUUGCGGGAUUAUGUUCUUUUAAAUAUUAACCAGCAAAUUAUAUAUCUUUGGCAGACUAACACUAUAAUUAUUGAUACAAAGAAAGUUUAAUUCAAACAGUACAAUUUCGGACUAAUAAGACAAAAGGGGAAAAUAUGUCAAAGUCAAGGAAACAUUUUAUUCGUUCAGUUUAAAUCUAUAAUUUAUAUGCGAUUUAUGACACAAAAACAUGUUGUCGUUGGGCUUCAAUGUUCAUUAACAUUCAGAUUUAGGCAAUAAUGCAAAACAGCGUACAAUAAAUGCAUGUGUUUUU
Anopheles funestus (African malaria mosquito) is the source of this 2844-nucleotide messenger RNA. Its product is annotated as protein claret segregational. The transcript is spliced from 2 exons. Bases 222 to 2516 code for a protein of 764 amino acids. NCBI's taxonomy places the organism in Eukaryota, Metazoa, Arthropoda, Insecta, Diptera, Culicidae. Gene Ontology annotation, molecular function: ATP binding; microtubule binding; microtubule motor activity. The record is from RefSeq and is a predicted model, not a curated record. Gene Ontology annotation, biological process: microtubule-based movement.